Moesziomyces aphidis is the source of this 1533-nucleotide messenger RNA. The record is from the annotation of a GenBank genome assembly. NCBI's taxonomy places the organism in Eukaryota, Fungi, Basidiomycota, Ustilaginomycetes, Ustilaginales, Ustilaginaceae.
AUGUCGUCCGCAAAUGCACCUACCAGCGCUGCCCCCGGCGCUGGGCCAGUCACCAUGGAUGGAUCCGCCUCUGGUGCUCUUCGUGAAGCGCGCAUCGCGACGCACUCGCACAUCAAAGGACUUGGUCUGAGCGACGACGGCACCGCGCUCCCCUCGGCGCAGGGCUUUGUCGGCCAAAAGAUGGCCCGUGAGGCGUGCGGUCUCGUACUCGACCUCAUUCGCAUGAAGAAGUUCGCGGGCAAGGCGCUACUCCUCGCCGGUGGUCCUGGUACGGGCAAGACUGCUCUCGCUCUGGCGGUAUCGCAGGAACUCGGUCAAAAGGUGCCCUUCUGUCCCAUGGUCGGCUCGGAAGUCUACAGCUCCGAGGUCAAGAAGACCGAGGUGUUGAUGGAGAACUUCCGAAGGGCCAUCGGGUUGCGCGUGCGCGAGACCAAAGAGGUCUACGAAGGCGAGAUCACCGAGCUGACGCCGACGGAAGCAGAGAACCCGCUCUCGGGCUACGGCAAGACCAUCGCCCAUGUUGUGAUCGCACUUAAAACCGUCAAGGGCACCAAGCAGCUUCGACUGGAUCCCAGCAUCUACGAGAGCAUCAUGAAGGAGCGCAUCAGCGUCGGCGACGUCAUCUACAUCGAGGCCAACACUGGUGCCGUCAAGCGAGUCGGCCGAAGCGAUGCAUACGCCACCGAGUUCGACCUGGAGGCGGAAGAGUACGUGCCGCUGCCCAAGGGAGAGGUCCACAAGCGCAAGGAAGUGGUACAGGACGUCACCCUCCACGACCUCGACAUGGCCAACGCAAAGCCCCAAGGAGGACAGGACAUCAUGAGCGUCGUCGGCCAGCUCGUCAAGGGACGAAGGACAGAGGUGACCGACAAGCUGCGUAGCGAGAUCAACAGGGUCGUGGACAAGUACAUCGAGCAGGGCAUCGCCGAGCUGGUGCCUGGUGUCUUGUUCAUCGACGAGGUGCACAUGCUCGACAUGGAGUGCUUCACCUACCUCAACCGAGCGCUCGAGUCGACCAUCAGCCCACACGUGCACAUGCUCGACAUGGAGUGCUUCACCUACCUCAACCGAGCGCUCGAGUCGACCAUCAGCCCACACGUGAUCUUGGCCACCAACCGCGGUCAGUGCAUGGUGCGCGGUACCGAGUACGAGGGACCUGCCUCGGGCACUGGCAUUGUGGCUCCUCACGGCAUUCCUCUGGAUUUGCUCGACCGAUGCAUGAUCGUGCGCACCAUGCCGUACGAAAAGGACGAGAUUCGAGAGGUGCUGCGAUUGCGAACCAAGGUGGAAGGCCACUUGAUCGCCGAAGAUGCGCUCGAGAAACUCACAGAAGAGGGCGUACGAAGCUCGCUCAGAUUCGCGCUCCAGCUCUUGAGCCCUUCUUCCAUCCUCGCCAAGACCGCAGGUCGAUCCGAGAUCACCACCAAAGAUAUUGCGGAAGCCAACGAACUCUUUAUGGACGCGCGACGAUCCGCAAAGGUGCUCACGGCGACCAGCGAGACUGCCGAAGCAGUGCCGAUGGAGACGUCUUGA